ACAAUUUACAUUAUGUAUUUCAUUUCAGAUUUCUGUCUCUCGCGUUGCAAUCUUUAGUGAAUUAACAACACAAAUUAAGGAGUUGAAAAAAAAGUUUGACGAAAAGGCUGAGAAAGAUGAAAAGUGUUUCAAUGAGAUAAUCUCCGCAUUAAAAGAUUUGUCACUCAAAGUAUCUGCUCCUACUAAUGAUGAGUCAAAGCAGAAAUCUCGAUGUGCCAUAUCAGAGCUGGAAAGUUUAGUUUCUAAUAAGCCCAACAGCCCUGUUCCUCCAGAAAUGGUUUACAUAGGCUCAGGAAAUUACAUUACCAAAAGAGAAAUGGUAACAGCAGAAAAGGAAAAGUCAUAUCGAGGGAGACUGACCCAAGUGGUUGCACUUAUACUGAAGCACCCCGAACGGUAUAAUUUGACAGGUAGUGAGGGGAUGGAUAAAGUAACCGAUGAGCACCUGGAGGCUAUCCAUGGUUUCCUUACAGCUCUAAAGUGGAAGAGAAUCAAUUUGAACCCCAUGAAGGUUGGCAAUAGGGUACUGCAACCCCUGUCUGAAGAGUUUGUCCGAAGGACAGUAUCAAAAUACCUUUCAGAGAUUGCCAAAAAACCCAAUGACAAUGAGCAGGGGACGAAAAGGAAGAAAACAAACUUGAAGGAUGAUGGUGCGAGCAAGAAGAAAAGAAAUAAAGAUAUGAAAGAUGGUGCGAGCAAGAAGAAAAGAAAUGAAGAGAUAAAUGGUGAUACAAGCGAGAAGAAAGGAGAUGAAGAUGAAGAUGAUGAUGAAGAUGAUGAUGAUAUGAUAAUUAGGAAGAAAAGAAAGCUUGAUGAUUCACAUUCUGAUAGCACAGAACUUGAAGAUGUGUCUUUUCUUAGCAUUCCAGAAUCAGGAAUAGUAUCUUAGUAUAUUUGCUUUUUAAUAUAUGUUGUCAAAUUUUUAGAGGUUUACAUGUA
Molecule: messenger RNA, 939 nt
Organism: Frankliniella occidentalis (western flower thrips)
Lineage: Eukaryota; Metazoa; Arthropoda; Insecta; Thysanoptera; Thripidae
Exons: 4
Coding region: 275-889 (204 amino acids)
Source: RefSeq, a predicted model, not a curated record